CCGGCAACAUGUCUGCUAUGCGAAUCCUUGGAGCGUUCAGAAAUAUUGCAAAUCAUACGUCACAUAACCAAUGCCGUUGGCUGUCAACGUCGGGGGUGCUGGGUGCAAGAACACAUUUGAAAUAUGAAGUCAAAGAUGAUGUAGCUGUAGUGAAAUUUGAUUCUCCGAAUUCCAAGGUAAACACACUAUCCAGAGAUGUACAGGCAGAGUUUACAGAAGUAUUUAAGGAGGUCAGUGAAAAUCCAGAUGUCAAAAGCAUUGUUGUGAUGUCGGGCAAACCAGGCUGCUUCAUUGCUGGGGCUGACAUAGGGAUGAUAGAAGCAUGCAAGACAAAAGAAGAAAUUGUAGACCUGUCCUCCAGAGGAAAACAAUUGUUUGAUGAGUUGGAGAACAGUCCCAAGCCAGUCGUAGCUGCCAUAAAAGGUUCUUGCCUGGGAGGAGGACUAGAGGUUGCCCUGGCCUGCCACUAUCGUAUUGUGGUGAAGGAUAGCAAGACUAAUCUUGGUGUACCUGAGGUUAAGCUUGGCCUCCUUCCUGGUGCUGGUGGUACACAGAGGCUGCCAAAAACAGUUGGUGUCCAAGCAGCACUAGACAUGAUGUUGACAGGCAAAAACAUCAAAGCAGAUAAAGGCAAAAAGAUGGGACUGGUGGACCAAGUUGUUGAUGCUCUUGGGCCUGGAUUGACAGACUCAGAAUCAGCAACGCUAGAGUAUUUAGAAGGUGUUGCUAUACAGGCAGCCAAAGGUUUGGCAAACAACACAUUAAAGAAGAAAGUCUAUUCUUCCAAAAUGAAUUCUCUCCUGUCUACUUCUUGGGGGAUGUCCUUUGUUAAAUCUCAAGCCACAAAAACAGUGAUGAAAAUGACAGCUGGAAACUACCCAGCACCUUUGGAAAUUCUAGAGGUUGUGAGCAAGCAAGUGACAGAAGGGAAAGAAAAAGGGGACGCUGCAGAAUCCGAGGCAUUUGGAAAGCUAGGCAUGACCUCAGAGUCUAAAGCUCUGAUUGGACUAUACCAUGGAGAUACUGCUUGUAGGAAAAACAAGUUCGGAAAACCAGAGAAAAAAGUCCAGAACAUCGGAGUGCUCGGCGCAGGUUUGAUGGGCGCUGGAAUAGUAGAAGUGUCCUUAAACAAAGUAGAUCGGGUACUGAUGAAGGAUGUCAACUCGGCAGGACUUGCCCGUGGAGAGGACCAGAUUGUGAAGGGAAUGCAAACACAAGUCAAAAAAAAGAAAUUAUCAAGUGCUGAGAAGGACAAGAUAUUGUCUACAAUGGAACCAACAUUAACAUACAAGGAUUUCAAAAACUGUGAUAUGGUGGUAGAAGCUGUGUUUGAGGAUAUCAACAUCAAACAUGCUGUCAUCAGAGAGGUGGAACAGCAUAUACCGGAACACUGUAUAUUUGCCACCAACACUUCAGCUUUACCUAUCACCCAAAUAGCUGCAGCCAGUAAGAGGCCAGAAAAGGUGAUUGGAAUGCAUUACUUCUCACCUGUAGAUAAAAUGCCACUGUUAGAAAUCAUAACAACAGACAAAACCUCAAAUGACACAACAGCCUCUGCUGUAGACGUUGGACUAAGACAAGGCAAGGUUGUAAUUGUCGUUGGAGAUGGUCCAGGGUUUUACACUACCAGGAUCUUGGCUUCCAUGUUGGCUGAAGCAAUCAGACUGCUACAGGAGGGUGUGACCCCAACACAACUGGACAAGUUAACCAAGAAGUUUGGCUGGCCUGUAGGAGCCGCUACCCUGGCUGAUGAAGUUGGUGUAGAUGUAGCAGCACAUGUAGCAGAAGAUCUCACCAAAGCUUUCGGCUCUAGAUUUGCUGGUGGAGACCCCAAUGUUCUAGGUGACAUGGUGAAAGCUGGAUACUUAGGACGUAAAUCCGGGAAAGGAUGCUUCGUAUAUGAAAAGGGAUCCAAAUCCCGUCCAGAGAAUGCAGGAGCAGCUGAGAUUUUACAGAAAUACAAACUUCAACCUCCUGUUGCAAUAACAGAUGAAGAUAUUCAAUAUCGCCUGUUCUCAAGAUUUGUGAAUGAAUCUGUGAUGUGCCUACAGGAGGGAAUUCUGAAAACGCCGUUGGAAGGAGAUAUUGGUGCAGUGUUUGGUCUCGGUUUCCCACCAUUCCUUGGAGGUCCUUUCCGGUAUCUUGACCUGCAUGGAGCUAAACAGUUGGUUGAGAAAAUGGAGCGAUACAGGAAUAGUUAUGGAGAACCAUUUGCACCUUGCCAACUGCUGCUUGACCAUGCUAAAGAUCCAUCAAAGCGUUUCCAUUAGAACCUGGGGGCAUUGUGAUAUUCUUGAAUCUUGAUGAACAAAUGUGACAAAGGAUGAACUGUGUGACAUGACAAUGAAGUGCUUGAAUUGAUCAAAUAUUAUCUAUGUUACAUGUAAUGUAACUGAAGUGUGAUAAAUGUGACUAAUCUUGUACAGUUUUCAGAUACAUAACAAUCUACAAACAUCCUUAUUUGGUGCAUCAUAACAAACAAAACUUGUCUAAAACAGAGUUGUGUUUGUUCUACUGGAUCAGCUGAUUGAUGAGGUUAUGAUUGUGAGAUUUUGAUUUGAGGACCUGCUGAUAUUUCAUGACUUUAGUAGGCUGUCUUACAUUCUUUCUCAAUUUCUAGCUAAAUGGUUUUGUCUAUGGAAUCCUUUGUUUUGUGAUUAAUUGGUUGGACUUUCACUUUCAACUUAACAUGAUGGAUUUGUUGAGAUUUCUUCUUGUUGUUUCAUCAAUUAAUUCUUCUGUGGAAAGUACUUCUAAAGUGCUUUCCACACAACGCAACCCCUUUAUCAUGACUGAAGUCCAGCUCAGGUAAUCUCAGAUCAUUUUAUAUUAUAUUUGUAUGAUAUAUUUACCAUUUUCAGUUUAGAUUAUCAACUAUUUAUUACUGGUAAAUCUUGAGGAGUAUAGUGGAUAUUCAUAUCAUUUAAAAAUUGAUCUUUGUAAUAAAUGCUGUUGUGAUUUACUAGAAA
Ylistrum balloti is the source of this 2969-nucleotide messenger RNA. RefSeq names its product trifunctional enzyme subunit alpha, mitochondrial-like. NCBI's taxonomy places the organism in Eukaryota, Metazoa, Mollusca, Bivalvia, Pectinida, Pectinidae. The transcript is spliced from 21 exons. Gene Ontology annotation, biological process: fatty acid beta-oxidation. Bases 9 to 2270 code for a protein of 753 amino acids. Gene Ontology annotation, cellular component: mitochondrion; mitochondrial fatty acid beta-oxidation multienzyme complex. The record is from RefSeq and is a predicted model, not a curated record. Gene Ontology annotation, molecular function: long-chain (3S)-3-hydroxyacyl-CoA dehydrogenase (NAD+) activity; enoyl-CoA hydratase activity; NAD+ binding.